GCCAUCUGGCUGGUAGCCUUCGUACCAUCUCUGAUAUUGGGUUUGGAUUAUGGCCUCUUGGUGGCCAUCUCAUUCGCCAUUCUAACAGUCAUCUACAGGACGCAGAGCCCUAAAAGUUCCAUCCUGGGCCACGUUUCCAGCACCGGGCUGUACUAUGACGUGGAUGAUUACGAGGAGGCGGCUGAAUAUGAGGGGAUUAAGGUUUUCCACUCCAACUCUUCCAUCUACUUUGCAAACAGUGAUCUUUAUGUGAAUUCCCUCAAGGAGAAGGUAAUCCUAGCCAUUAUGUGUUUGAGUAUGUGUAUGUCAGUACUGGUACUGAGUCAUCAUAUCCCUUGUACCUGUGUGGAGGAGAGGAACAUCAGAAACACUUGUUAUCCCUGGGCUUUAAACACUUUUAGGGCUGUGAGGUGCAGUAAAGCCUAGAAUGGUCCACAGUUACCCAGAGAAGUGUAAUUGUAGUGAAGGGCAAACUAUUUGGUGGCAGACUGACUGUUAAAGAUGUAAACAAACAGGUCUGUUGUGAGAUCAACAGGAAGAGAAGAAGGCAGCCGGCUUACAGAUAAUUCUUUACAUUUCAGCCCACUCUUCUUUGCAGAGCUGCUUUAGUGCAGCCAUGUUGGAGGGUUUGUGAGCUCUUUUUAGAUCCCACCACGGCAUCUCCGUGGAGUUCAAGUCCAGACUAUCAAGAGAUAAAACGUAGUGUUUUUAGGGGUUAGUGUUUGUUUCCAUUGCACCACUCUCCCAUGGAUGUUAGUUUUGCCCAGCGGUGUCAUAAAAAUUGGAGGUUUACCUUGGAUCUGAUGGGACUCCUUGAAACAGCUGUGUAGCCCUUUUCAGACUCCUCCUUUUUCUUUUGGAAUUUAAAUAGAUUUUUUCUGCAGCGUUCCACUGCCAAGAGCUUUAUAGCCAACUUCAUGCUUCUGCAAAUGCUUAUCGAAGUGACCAACUGGACUGAACAGGGCUGGUAGCACUUGGGCCUGAUGUGCCCUGUCAUCAGUGCAGUUUGGUAGUUCUUUGGGUUUAGUAACUAAUGGGAAAACUGCUUUUUGUCACAUGCCCAGCUGGUAUUAAAAUAGCCUUUUGCUUCAAUAAUGAAAAGCAGCAGGGUACUGACCCUCGGCGCUGUGUGCUUACAGUAUUGUAGCAUGUACGAUGAGCAUCCCCCCCAAAAAUACAUUAAACCCUGAAGCUGAUACAAUCACAAGCAACUAAAACACUGUAUUAGUUGUAGUGAUUACUGUUGGGUAAUAUUUUUGGUUUAGUAUGAUGCUUUUUUAUCGUUAAACAUUGCAGCUAUGUUAUACCUGCUGUAUAAUAGUCAGAGCCAGUAAAACACAACCCAGAAACGUACCACGCUUUAAAGGGUGGAGCAGCCGAACCGGAGAGUCAGUGCAGUCCAGUCUUAGCUUCACAGAUUCACCAGCAAAUUCCACACAAAAUCAAACUGUCCG
Stegastes partitus (bicolor damselfish) is the source of this 1454-nucleotide messenger RNA. Its product is annotated as prestin-like. The record is from RefSeq and is a predicted model, not a curated record. The transcript has 3 exons. The annotation marks the transcript as partial. NCBI's taxonomy places the organism in Eukaryota, Metazoa, Chordata, Actinopteri, Pomacentridae. Gene Ontology annotation, biological process: transmembrane transport. Gene Ontology annotation, cellular component: membrane.